Messenger RNA from Naumovozyma dairenensis CBS 421, 1134 nucleotides. It is a transcript of the gene SPP1, whose product is annotated as Spp1p. Gene Ontology annotation, biological process: positive regulation of DNA-templated transcription. Bases 1 to 1134 code for a protein of 377 amino acids. Gene Ontology annotation, cellular component: Set1C/COMPASS complex. The transcript has a single exon. The record is from RefSeq and is a predicted model, not a curated record. Lineage: Eukaryota; Fungi; Ascomycota; Saccharomycetes; Saccharomycetales; Saccharomycetaceae.
AUGCAAGCUAGAUUAUCAUCAUUACCUGUAUGGUGUCCUCCAUAUUCGAAAACCAAGAAGGAUCCCAUAACGGGGGAAGAUGUUUAUUGUAUAUGUAAGAAGCAAGAUACGGGAGAAUUAAUGGUUGGUUGCGAUGGAUGUGAUGAUUGGUUCCAUUUUUCUUGUAUGAGAAUUCCGAUAAAGUAUCAAAAAUUGGUUGCUUCAUUUUAUUGUCCUUAUUGUCAAGCUGGUAUUACUGGUAUGGAUAAAUCUGAAGCAGAGGAGAAAACAGUAGAAGAUGAAACGGGAGAUGCGAUUAAAGUGAGGAAAACUUUAUGGAAAAAGAAAUGUCGAUUAGAAGACUGUUACGAACCUUGUACAGAAAGGAGUAAGUAUUGUUCGAGGCAACAUGGAAAGGAAUUUUUGCAAGAAGUACUUAGUAAAUUAGAUAUUUCUGGUUUAAAUGUUGGGGAAAGUGUUGAUAAAGAAGCAUUCGUGAAAACGCUAAUACAACAAAAUGAUAGAGAUGAUUUCCAGAGUUUUAUUCGAGCAGGGCAAUCGGAAUUUAUAGAUAAAGAUGUACCGAAAAGCUUAGACAACCAAUUAUAUGAAAGUCUUAUAGCAAAUGAUCGGAAGGUAAACGAAUUGAUAAACCAGCAGUCAAUAAUUGAGACGGGGACCCUGCCUAAAGCGAAAGAACGUGUGGAACUUUUAGAGAAAUAUAUCGAUUGGAUUAGUCAGGUGAAUAUUAAAUUUAAUGAAGAUCAGAAUAGUUCUGGUACAACUGAUGAAAACUCGUCAAGUAAGAUAGAUAAAGGAGGUAAAAAAUCUAAGAAAAAGAAAGGCCUCAAAACUAAACCGAAAAAACGCAUAUGUGGCUACAUUUCUAACUUUACAGAAUUACCAUCAUCUGUUGAUAAAUUUGUUGAAGAGUAUGAACUCCACAAGGAUGAUGGUCUCACAACCCUUCAAUCCGUCUGCAUUAAAACUAGAUGCAUUAAACAUUCUGAGUGGUCUUCCAUGUUGUUAGACCGUUAUUUACAGGAAGUAGAAUUGGCAGAAAGACACCAGGAGAGAAUACAGUUAUUACUACAGACUCGGAAACGACAAUUGCAUAUUCAAUAUUAUGAAAAAGUAACGAAAAAGCAGAGUUAA